Messenger RNA from Cadophora gregata, 1119 nucleotides. RefSeq lists its product as uncharacterized. The record is from RefSeq and is a predicted model, not a curated record. The transcript is spliced from 2 exons. Bases 1 to 1119 code for a protein of 372 amino acids. Lineage: Eukaryota; Fungi; Ascomycota; Leotiomycetes; Helotiales; Ploettnerulaceae.
AUGCCCAAAAAUUGGGAUUCCCACAAAGAUGAGAUUGAAAAUCUUUAUAUAAAGCAAGGGUUCACUCUGGGAAAGGUUCGAGAUGUUAUGACUCGCGAACACAAUUUUACAGCCUCGGCUCGAUCUUACAAAAUGAAACUCGAUGAGUGGAAGAUGUGGAAGUACAGGUCGAAAACAGGCGACCAAAGUCAUCACUCGAAUUUCGAUUCGAAUACGCCAGAUGCAACCCACUCGCCACGCAAUCUGCCAGAGAAUGAGUACAUUCAGAAUUCGGUCAAUGAGAACUGUAGCAGCAGUUUGAGCUCCCUAUCAACUCAAUCAGAAAUCCACUCUUAUAUAUAUCAACCAUUUUCACCUGUCACGACAUCCUCCAGUAGUUCAUCAGUAACUCACUUCGCUGAAAGUCCAAGUCAUCGUUCAUCAAUGUCACAAGAUCUCUCUGGACUUUCAAUAAAAGAGACCCCUCUUGUCAACUCAUCCCUGAUGUUCUUCUCAACCAGAACAGAUUCCGAAAGCCUCCGCUUAUUAUCGAUGUCUCCUGAGCUAGCACCCCGCGCUCUGGAAAUCCUGCUCCGAAACUGGGAACCAGGUGGAGAGUACUUCAAGUCCGCCAUCCGUUUCCUACAGCAGAGUAAUUACUGCCAAACGAUUGUGGCGGUAAACUGGACCCGGUGGAGCCACACAGACGAGACUCUCUUCGACCUAGUCGAGGAAAAUGUCCUCGACGACGAGCAACCGCAGCUAUUCCUGGCCCUCCUUACAGCAGACAUGAAAUUCGGACACGGGCUGGCCCAGCUGAAUGCUCCAUGGGCACAUUCCUGGCGCUUAGCCACACAACAAAGAGACUGGGGUCGUGCCAAAGACUACAUGGCGGCUAUGGGAGUUCAGCAUCUGUUCUGGCAAUGCGCCUUUGUUGUGAUCGCCAAGAGUUUUCUGGAGCGGAAUAACUCUCGGAUCUGUGGCUGGGGGCCCGGAAUUCCGUUUUGUGAUGAUGCCCAUAGACAGAUUUGUGCCAUACUGAAUGACUGCCGAGAUCACGGGUUGGGGACUGGUUCCUGGUCGUAUGCGCAUCUUUGGAGUUGUAUGAAUGAGGAGCAACUACGGUACUUGUUUGCUUAG